This is a messenger RNA of Sapajus apella (tufted capuchin), 906 nucleotides long. It is a transcript of the gene NKX2-6, whose product is annotated as NK2 homeobox 6. The record is from RefSeq and is a predicted model, not a curated record. Gene Ontology annotation, cellular component: nucleus. Bases 1 to 906 code for a protein of 301 amino acids. Gene Ontology annotation, molecular function: RNA polymerase II cis-regulatory region sequence-specific DNA binding; DNA-binding transcription factor activity, RNA polymerase II-specific. Gene Ontology annotation, biological process: cell differentiation; regulation of transcription by RNA polymerase II. The transcript is spliced from 2 exons. Lineage: Eukaryota; Metazoa; Chordata; Mammalia; Primates; Cebidae.
AUGCUGCUGAGCCGGGUCACCUCCACCCCCUUCUCGGUCAAAGACAUCCUGCGGCUGGAGCAAGAGCAGCGCAGCCCCGCGGCUUCUCCACACCCGGGGGUGCGGAAGAGCCCGGAAAACCUUCAGUACCUGAGAAUGGACCCGGAGCCGCGAGGGUCAGAGGUUCACAACGCUGGUGGCAGCGUAGGUGACAGAAGGCAGGACGGAUCGGGGCCUCUUGGGAGUCCCUGUGAGGCAGUCUUGGAGAUGGACGGGGAACGGAUUGGGGAGCCACAGCCCGGCCUGAGCGCGGCCUCGCCCCUCGGCGGUGGGACCAGGGUGCCAGAGCGUGGCGUUGGCAACAGCGGCGACAGCGUGCGGGGCGGCCGCUCGGAGCAACCCAAGGCACGGCAGCGGCGGAAGCCGCGCGUGCUCUUCUCACAGGCGCAGGUGCUGGGCCUGGAGCGGCGCUUCAAGCAGCAGCGGUACCUAUCGGCGCCCGAGCGCGAGCACCUGGCCAGCGCGCUGCAGCUCACGUCCACGCAGGUCAAGAUCUGGUUCCAGAACCGACGCUACAAGUGCAAGAGACAGCGCCAGGACAAGUCGCUGGAACUGGCCGGCCACCCUCUAGCGCCGCGCCGGGUGGCGGUGCCGGUGCUGGUGCGCGAUGGCAAGCCCUGCCUGGGCCCCGGGCCGGGCGCUCCCGCCUUCCCCAGCCCCUACGGCGCCGCGGUGUCGCCCUAUUCCUGCUACGGAGGCUACACCGGAGCACCCUACGGCGCAGGCUACGGUGGCUGCUACGCGGGCGCGCCCUCGGGUCCUGCGCCACACACAUCACUGACCAGCGCGGGCUUCGGAUCCGGUGGCCCGAGUGCCACCCCGCAGGGACAUCUGGCAGCCACGCUGCAGGGCGUCAGGGCCUGGUGA